AGCUCAGCAAACUGUAAACAAACAACAAAGCGCGGCAUGGCAAGCGUUGUAUCAAGUGGUUUUCGUGACGAUUGUUUGGAGUUUUUAAGUGAAUUUUCCAAGUUGAAGGCGCCGGACUAUCAAACCUUUUGCCAGGAAUGGAAGAGAACCAAUUUCCAGUACAUUUUUUACGGACGGAAUACGGAUGCAGAGAUGGCAGAGUAUUUGGGGGAAAUAUUUUACACCGUUAAGAAGUGCUUCUUAACUUGCCACAAUCAGUUUGAGCGAAUCGCAUCAUUUUACCUGCUGUACACGCUAUAUUUCAAGCAACCGCUAUUUACAUUUUGCAAGAUACGGCUCACAUUAAUGGAGUGGCGCAUGGUGAAAGAUUUUGCGAAACGUCCGUACAACGGCCAGGAGCUACCGCAAGUAACAGCUAUACUGUGGAAGAUGUUCAAAUCCGAUGCAUUUAGAUUUGUGCAAGAUGAGCUGGAACGCGGUUUUGAUAGAUUCUUUUUAAAAAGCUGUGGCAACAGCUUCGACGGUUCUGGACCGUUAAGAACAACCAAGGAUUUGGAAAAAGAGCUAGUUGCAUUGACGACUCCUGGUGGCCUCAUCAAUGCGAUGGAGAUUCUUGAAAUGGGGUACAACGAGAUGAAAGAGGAGCUUGAUGGCACCGAGCCCACCGAUGGCGACAAAAUACCGCAGUCAAAAUUGAUGCAAAGCUUGCUCAACGAUAUUGAAUCACUUGGAAUGACGUUGCGGAAUAACGACAUCCAGGGACCAUCACGUCCAAGUAGUGUAAAAGCAACGGAGGACGACCCUGACUCUGUGGGAGCCAAACGAUAUUCGUUGCGCAGAAAGGCUUACAAACGAGAAGUACACAAAAAGGUGUUUCGUAUUGCCGGAAGUGAGUCCCGGGCGGAUUCUGAGGAAUCGAGUGAUAAAGACGCUACCCCAGAAAAAGCAGUAAAACUGGAGCAGAUGGAACCGAAACCCAGGGGCUAUCGAAACGUUCGUCAACGAGGGGUCAAGUUAAGCGAUGGUGAAGAAGAAAACGCCGAGCAAGAUGAUUCUGGCUGAAAUGUAAAAAAAUGUCUUUGCUAACUCCAGUUUUAAAAUAAUGUCGGAAGUAUGUGCGGCGAUUUACCCCAUACCACGAUGUACUAAAAAGUCCUGCGAAGUGUCUAGUUAUAAAUAGUCAUCUGAAGACCCAGCAUGUUUCCUAGCUGUGCAUCACGGGUGGCAUAUGUACCUAUAAUGUAUAGCACCAAAUAAUUUAUAGCCGCGAUGUCACACAGUUGUCGUAUUUUAACUGAAUCUCUACUUCCCACGAAGCUCGUUGUUUCUUGGUGCUAUUGAUCGAAUGUAUUUUUUGGUACAGUUUAUGGUUGCAUUACCAUAAAAGUAUAUCAAAGUGUUCUCGGCGGACGAACCAUCAGUUCAUUUCAAUCCCAGCAGGAAGCCGCACUAGUGGGAACACAUCCAAGCCACCGAAUCGUUUAAGUAUGAAAUUUACACUAUUCGGCAAUUCUGAUCGGCGACCUACUCGGAAUUAUCAACAUGUCUGGACGGGGGGCCUGAGUCCUCCAUACGCAGGAUUAAUUACCUUGCUGUGGGCCAUUAGCUACAAAACGCUGUGGGUCAAACAUAACUAGAGUCGGACAAUGGAUAAAAAGGAAGGUUGUUAAAGUAUGGUGAGUUAUAGCGGCUAGAUUUAUUUUUUUGCCUUUUUGUGCUGCAGAAAAACAAGCCAUUUGUUUAUUCAAUUUUAGCAAAUCUUACGUUCAGGCAUUUGUUCAAGAAUAAAAACAUACAUAUAAAAACAUGUAA
Molecule: messenger RNA, 1812 nt
Organism: Anopheles stephensi (Asian malaria mosquito)
Lineage: Eukaryota; Metazoa; Arthropoda; Insecta; Diptera; Culicidae
Gene: Pbp45
Product: snRNA-activating protein complex subunit 1
Exons: 4
Coding region: 37-1062 (341 amino acids)
Biological process (GO): snRNA transcription by RNA polymerase II; snRNA transcription by RNA polymerase III
Cellular component (GO): snRNA-activating protein complex
Molecular function (GO): sequence-specific DNA binding
Source: RefSeq, a predicted model, not a curated record